Messenger RNA from Myotis daubentonii (Daubenton's bat), 3135 nucleotides. Its product is annotated as pre-mRNA-splicing factor ATP-dependent RNA helicase DHX16-like. Lineage: Eukaryota; Metazoa; Chordata; Mammalia; Chiroptera; Vespertilionidae. The record is from RefSeq and is a predicted model, not a curated record.
AUGGGCGACCGGCCCGGGGAGAGGGGCAAGGUGGUGGACUCGGAAGCGAGGCUGGAGCGCUGGGUGCAGGACGAGUUGCACUCGGUGUUGGGGCUGAGCGAGCCGCACUUCGCCCUGUUCCUGAUGGGCACCGCGCAGCCUUGCAGCUCGGCCCAAGAGUUCCUAAAGCGUCUGCGGGACACCGAUGCCCUGGACCUUAGCGGGCGCCGCGACUUCGCCCAGAGACUCUGGCCCAAGGUGCCUCGGAAGGCGGUGGUGGGAAGGCCAGCUCGGGCAGCCCAGCCAGAGGCCCGCGCCCUGCCGGAGAAGAACCGAUCCCAUAAGUUGCUGGAGGACAGCGAGGACAGCAGUGAGGAGAGCGAGGGUAGGGCUGGGAGCAGUCUCCAGAAGACACGUAAGCAACCAGAACACCUCAGGAAGAAGAGACUCCGGGAGGAGGAGGAGGCAGAGGUUCCUGAGAACGGGCAGAAGAAGAAGAAAACAGAAAAGCAAGCGUCGGAGGAUGAAUGGGAGCGCACAGGGCGCGAGCGCCUUCAGGACCUGGAGCAGCGCGAUGCCCUCGCGGAGCGGGUCCGGCGGCGGGACAGGGGUGGCGCUCGCAGUGUCCUGGAGCGGCCGGACAGGAAGGCUGCUGAAGAGGCCCAGAAGCGCCGGAUGGCUGCGGGCGACCGCAAAGCCGUGGUCCCCGAGCUGCGGAAGAAGUCCGGGCGAGAGUACCUGGCCAAGCGAGAGCGAGAGAAACUGGAAGACCUGGAGGCCGAGCUGGCGGAUGAGGCGCUCCUCUUUGGGGACAUGGAGCUGAGCCAAAGCGAGCGGCGGGAGCUCAGAUACAAGCGGCGAGUGCGCGAUCUGGCCCGGGGGUACCGGGCGGCCGGCGAGCAGGAGAAGCUGGAGGCCACCAAGCGCUACCGCAUGCCCGAGGAGGCCCGAGUACCGCCAGCGCCAGCUGUGGAUCUGGGGGAGGAGGAAUCGGGCGCCCCUGGGGAGGAGCAGCGGCGCUGGGAGGAGGCCCGGCUGCGGGCCGCCGCCCUGAAAUUCGGGGCCCCAGACGCUGCCGGCCAGGAGCCCAAGUAUCAGCUGGGGUUCGAGGAAGAGGACACCAUCGAGUUUGUCCGGACCGCUCAGCUGCAGGGCGCGGAGGAGCCCUCAGCUCCGCCCGCUUCCACCCAGGCCCCGCAGGAGGAGUGCAUGCAGGCCGUCCGCCGCAGCCUCCCCGUGUUCCCCUUGCGCCAGGAGCUCCUGGCUGCCAUCGCUAGCCACCAGGUCCUCAUCAUGGAGGGCGAGACGGGCUCGGGCAAGACCACCCAGAUCCCGCAGUACCUCUGGGAGGAGGGCUAUGCCAAGAAGGGCCUGAAGAUUGCCUGCACUCAGCCCAGGAGAGUGGCCGCCAUGAGUGUGGCCGCCCGAGUCGCCCGCGAGAUGGGCGUGAAGCUGGGGGACGAGGUGGGCUACAGCAUCCGCUUUGAGGACUGCACGUCCGAGCGAACAGGCCUGUGCUACCUGACCGACGGCAUGCUGCUCCGCGAGCUCCUCUCUGAGCCCGACCUGGCGAGCUACGGUGUGGUGUUGGUGGACGAGGCUCACGAGCGGACCUUGCACACGGACCUCUUCGGGCUGAUCAAAGACGUGGCUCGCUUCCGACCCGAGCUCAAGGUCCUGGUGGCUUCGGCCACACUGGACACGGCCGGCUUUUCCGACUUCUUCGACGACGCCCCCGUCUUCCGAAUCCCUGGGCGCAGGUUCCCAGUCGACAUCUUCUACACCAAGGCUGCGGAGGCCGACUACCUGGAGGCCUGCGUCGUGUCUGUGCUGCAGAUCCACGUGGCCCAGCCCCCGGGGGACGUCCUGGUGUUCCUGACGGGACAGGAGGACAUCGAGGCUGCCUGCGAGAUGCUCCGGGAGCGCUGCCGCCGCCUGGGCUCCAAAGGAGAGCUGCUGGUGCUGCCCAUCUACGCCAACCUGCCCUCCGAUGUGCAGGCCCGCGUCUUCCAGCCCACGCCCCCCAGGGCACGCAAGGUGGUCGUGGCCACCAACAUCGCCGAGACUUCCCUCACCAUCGAGGGCAUCGUUUACGUGCUGGACACAGGCUUCUGCAAGCAGAAGAGCUACAACCCCCGCACGGGCAUGGAGUCGCUCACGGUCACGCCCUGCAGCAAGGCCUCGGCCAAUCAGCGAGCCGGGCGGGCAAGCCGUGUGGCUGCGGGCAAGUGCUUCUGCCUGUACACCGCCUGGGCCUAGCAGCACGAGCUGGAGGACACCAAGGUGCCCGAGAUCCAGAGGACCAGCCUGGGCAACGUGGUGUUGCUGCUCAAGAGCUUGGGGAUCCACGACCUCCUGCACUUUGACUUCUUGGACCCCCCGCCCUGUGAGACCCUGAUGCUGGCUUUGGAGCAGCUCUAUGCUCUGGGAGCCCUCAACCACCUCGGGGAGCUCACCACGACCGGUCGAAAGUUGGCCGAGCUGCCGCUGGACCCCAUGCUGUCCAAGAUGAUCCUGGCCUCUGAGAAGUACAGCUGCUCAGAGGAGAUCCUGACAGUGGCCGCCAUGCUGUCCGGGCGACCCAAGGACAAGGUCGUCCACGCCGACAACGCCCGGGUCAACUUCUUCCUCCCGGGUGGGGACCACCUGGUUCUGCUAAACGUGUACACUCAGCGGGCCCAGAUCGGCUACUCUUCUCAGUGGUGCUAUGAGAACUUCGUCCAGUUCAGGUCCAUGCGCCGAGCCGGGGAUGUGCGGGACCAGCUGGAGGGGCUCUUGGAGCGGGUGGAAGUUGGUCUCAGUUCCUGCCAGGGGGACUCUCUCCGUGUCGGCAAGGCCAUCACUGCCGGCUACUUUUACCACACAGCACGGCUGCCUGGCAGCGGCUACCGCACUGUGAAAAAGCAGCAGACAGUGUUCAUUCACCCCGGCUCCUCCCUGUUUGAGGAACAUCCUCGCUGGCUGCUCUACCACGAACUGGUCUUCACCACCAAGGAGUUCAUGAGACAGGUUCUGGAGAUCGAGAGCGGUUGGCUUCUGGAGGUGGCACCCCACUAUUAUAAGGCUAAGGAACUAGAAGAUCCUUGUGCCAAGAAAAUGCCCAAGAAAACAGGCAAGAGGGGGGAAGAGCUAGCAGUUACCAGCUCUGUACUGUAG